AUGUCUUCACUAUUCCCAUCGCAGCAGGCUCUAGCCAGCGCUUUUGCGUCUCGAUACGGGCUCCACCAAGAGAGGAAGCCGACAGAGCCUGCGCCUGCACCUAAGCAAAGACGCCUCUUCCCAGCCUGGAGUGCUAUAGAUGAUGUUAAGCACAAGGCCGAAGCCGUAGGCCAUGCUGCGGCUCAAGAAUUUGACAAGGCUAGCACGCAAGGCCCAAUCAAAGACUGGCAAAAUCGAGUUGCCCAAGGAGCUUUCAAAUACGGUGGCUACGAAUUCUUCAAAAAGUUCUACGCAGAUCUACUUGGGGAGGAUGCCGCUACGGCUUGGCGGACAUCUAUAUAUGCCGCCGCUAGUGCCUCGGCCGAAUUGAUUGCGGACGUCGCACUCUGCCCAUUCGAAGCAGUCAAAGUGCGAAUGCAGACUACUAUCCCUCCAUUUGCCACAGGAACAUUCAGUGGUAUCUCCUAUGUUGUCGGAAAAGAAGGAGUCGGAGGUUUGUACAAGGGCUUGUAUCCAUUGUGGGGUCGUCAGAUUCCCUACACGGUGAUGAAGUUCGUGUCUUUCGAACGGAUCGUGGAAAUGAUCUAUAACCGACUCCCUGGUAAAAAGUCCGACUACAACAAGGGCGCGCAAACCGCUGUUGCUUUCACCGGUGGUUAUCUUGCCGGUAUUCUCUGCGCUGUUGUGUCCCAUCCCGCCGAUGUAAUGGUCAGCAAACUCAACGCCAAUCGACAACCUGGAGAAGCAUUCGGUGCAGCUAUGGGACGGAUUUAUAAGGACAUUGGAUUUGGAGGGCUGUGGAAUGGUCUCCCUGUCCGAAUUGUCAUGAUCGGCACCUUGACCGGUUUGCAAUGGAUGAUCUACGACUCGUUCAAGAUCUUCAUGGGUCUCCCGACUACCGGUGGUCCAAAGGAAGCUAAGAAAUCAGAAGUUUAA
Uncinocarpus reesii 1704 is the source of this 936-nucleotide messenger RNA. RefSeq names its product mitochondrial phosphate carrier protein 2. NCBI's taxonomy places the organism in Eukaryota, Fungi, Ascomycota, Eurotiomycetes, Onygenales, Onygenaceae. The record is from RefSeq and is a predicted model, not a curated record. Gene Ontology annotation, biological process: mitochondrial phosphate ion transmembrane transport. The coding region runs from base 1 to 936 and encodes 311 amino acids. Gene Ontology annotation, cellular component: mitochondrial inner membrane. The transcript is spliced from 5 exons. Gene Ontology annotation, molecular function: phosphate transmembrane transporter activity.